CCCCUUCAAUUAUUGAAACACAAAGAGGAAAGAGAGAGUAGCAGCGAGGGAGAGUAAGAGAGAGAGAGAUCGACGUCCCUUUAUGAAAGUUGUUGCUGUUGGAAAAUGCCUUCCUCUACUAAACCAAAAACCGAGACCUCGAAUGAGGUCCAAGACCCUCUCAGACAGGCGCUCAGCUUAGUCGAGAAGAAAGUCCGCAAUCUGGAAAAGCGUAAACUGAAGUUGGAUAUGUACAAAGUAAAACUUGCUGAAGGUGUUUCUUUGGAGAAGGACCAACUGGAAGCAAUUAACAAGUAUGGUGAUGUUGCUUGUAACUUGGAAUUUGCAAAGGAAUUGCUUAAACAAUUUAUGGCCCUCACUCAGGAUGCUGAAAAGCUCUUGAAGAAACAGAUGAAGAAAGAACGAGCUGAUAGAAUUUUAAAUGAACACAAACGACUGAAACAGGUGUUGUUGAUCCAAAACUUGCUGGACAGUUUUGGAAUGGAGCAGGUUCGCAAUGAUUUCCGAAAUGGCUGGCAUUCAGCAGUUGUUCUAACUGAAGAGAAUCUCACUCAGCUGGAUAAUAUCUAUAAACAUAUAUGUCCAUCUCGAGAUAAUCAACAGGAUUUUGUUACUGCUUCUGAACAUUUAUGUAGCUUAUUGGAUGGCAAAGACAAAGCUGUUCUUGGCACCACUUAUAAAGAAUUAAAGAAGCUGAUAGAUUUAAUUCUUGCGUGUGGCUACUUUGAAAAUGCUCCUCGUUAUGACGCCAAUGGACCUUCAACAGAAGCUCCUGCUGCUGAAAAAUCCAGUGAAAAACCCGUGGAAGAACCAGCUACAGUUGUUCCUGUUGAAGUGAACCCAGCUGAGCUGAAGCAACACACAGAGGAAGUCGUAGCCCCGAAACUGGAACCUGAGAAACAGCCUGAAGUCAUACUAGAACCAGUGGACAACAGGAAAAACAAUACAAGACUGGAAAAUCACAUUGAUAAUGAUUCUUCUUUCUUCACGACUGGCUCCUCUUUUCCACGUCAUCGUCCUUUCCAAGAAAUUGUUUCUUCUGUACAAGGAAGUUUUAACUUCUUGCAGGAAUCUACCAUAGAUUUAGAUUCUCCACAACAUAUGGACCCGGCUGUAGUAGCUGCUCAUCCCAUGCCAGCAGUCCGACAUGCACCAAAUACAUCGGUCGAUGUUAACAGUCUCACUCAGGCAGGAUUUGUUGCUCCUGGCUACGACCAAACUGCUGCUGCUGUCGCAGCAGUUGCUGCUGCACAAUCUCAACAACAACAACAACAACAACAGCCGCAGCAGCAGCAACCCCCACAUCAACCAGCACCACCACCACCACCACCAUCAACAACUGUGCCUGCUUCACAUCAUCCAGUGAUUAAAUCGACACCUCAGUCAACCGUGCAACAUGUACAACAAGCACUUCCACCAUCAGUGCAACCUAAUUCAGCAGUGACACUGGAUGUUGCAUCUGCUAAUCCAGCUCAGGCCCAUGCUACAGCUCUCUUAUCGACCACGCCUGCUGCUGCUGCUGCUGCCGCUGCCGCUGCCAAUGUGGUUAGCCAACAACUGGACUACUCGAACCAAGCAUUCACUCAGAAUGCAAUUUCUCAAAAUUUAUCCACCGAUUCUUUAUUCCAUUCGGUGGAAGACUGCGCACCCACUCACUCUAUGAUUGGCCAAUCUGUAAACGAUACUUCUGUACCUGCAUUUGAAAUUCCGACCAUUCCCUUGCCAAACCAAACACAAUUAACAGAUGGAGCUAUCAGUCCCUUUGUGAAGAAACGUUAUUAUUUCCAGGAUGCCAGCUCCCAGUCUCACGCUGUUAAAAAAAUUACCAACUUAAAUGCCAAUGCAGCCGUAUUCCAAUCUAUGAAUGCCAAUGCAGCUGUGUUCCAGCCACAACAUACAGACGCCAGCCCAAAUAAUGAAGUGAAGAGUCAGUUAUCACCUCAACCUACAGAUUACAAUCAGGAUUUUGCGAUAAGAAUGAAAUCAUCAGUAGAUCUUAAGGGCAGAAACAGUUAUUCUCCUGGAUAUUUCCCAAGAGGAAGCUUUCAGAAUCGUAAUUAUCGUGGUAACAGAGGCAGUCGAAGUGGUUUAAACAACGGCUUUAAUCGGAACAGUAGUGGUAGUAGUAGUGGAGGAAGUGGCGGUGGUGGUGGUGGCAGUCGAGGAGCAUACACCAGGAGCAAUUACUCGGCUUUCUCCAGUGGCCGUGAGUACCGGACAGCUGACAAUUAUGGCGCCGCAUUGAAUGGUACAUCGUUUGGAAGUGGCUUCACCAAACGCAGCAGUGCCAGUCCGGGAAGCACUGGGAACACAUCAAGUAUCGGCCGCACUGGAACCGGCAGUAGUGGGAGCAGUGGAAAUGGGGGCAGUAUGCGAGGUGGUGGCACCGGAGCUGGCGGAGCUGUACGAGGACAGCCACGAACUGGAGGUAUCCGUGGAGGAAGAGGCAAUACUGGGCUUGGCCGACCUACCUUUUCCCAGCAAACUCUGGCACAGUAGUAAAUUCUGGAGCAUAGAAACUGUGUGAUGGGUUGUAUAAAUGACUGGCCACCAACAGGCAGACAACAUCUCCCUUCCCCUCCUCUUGAUGGCUGGUCAUAAGGUGACACUUUAUUAUGAUGCUUUUGUAGGCAUUUUCCCUCAAUCUUUUGACACUCGACUAAUCAACACUUGUCUUGUGGAAGGUUUAUUGGCUCCCCUCUUCAUAUUUGGGCUAUAGAAUGGGGUCACAUCUAAGUUCUUUUUUCACUUUUACCAACAAAUAUUCUAGUGGAUUUCUGGUUAAUUAUCUUUUCUAUUAGUAAAUUAAGAGAUAAGCAGUAAAUGUUGAACUUAUUAAACUGAGCAGAAUUCUUCUUAAGGGUGAAUUAGGAACAUUUAAUCUGGAACCAAUAAAUCUCCCACAAUUCUGCUCUUUACUCAUUUUCACUGACCCUUUCUCUCCUCCCACCCCCCAUCUUAACUGUUCCUUUUGUUCCUUGUAAGUAUUUGUUGAUGUUGAGUGGUAAUUAAGUGGUAUAGGAGUGGCAAGGCAACUUCAACAGGCAACAACUGUAACCCCUCUCCCUCUCCUUACUCUUAACACCAGAAACACCACCACCACCACCACCACCACCAUGCUUGUUAAUGGAAACAUGGUAUGAGCUGCUGUAACAUCCUGCCUUACCCCACUCAAUAUCUCAUUUACUGCUUUUUCUAUCGUGCAGAAUUAAUGCUGGUUUAGCGACUUUUCAGCUGUUCUUUCAGACUUUAGCAUCGUGAACCUUAUGCAGCUAUCUUCUCUCCUUUGACCUGCCCUGCCCCCCGUGCCCCAUCCCCCUAAUUUGUACAGCUCCGUUGUUGUGACCUCUCUUCCCUUCACACCAAACUCACCACUUUUUAUAAAGUUUCGUUCUUUGUACUUCCCUACUCUUCCUUUUUACUCCACAUAGGAAUCUUGGCAAUCAGUGUGGGAAGAGGUUCUUCCCUGUUAGUUUCAGUUCCAGCUGACAGGUUCAUUUUGUCAGUCUUCGUAUAAAUCGUCCAAAAGAAUAUGGAAAGUCUGCUAUAUCACCAAUAAAACAUAACAAAACUUCAAGGAU
Messenger RNA from Octopus sinensis (East Asian common octopus), 3581 nucleotides. RefSeq names its product caprin-1. Gene Ontology annotation, molecular function: RNA binding. The coding region runs from base 106 to 2499 and encodes 797 amino acids. The transcript has 13 exons. Gene Ontology annotation, cellular component: cytoplasm. The record is from RefSeq and is a predicted model, not a curated record. NCBI's taxonomy places the organism in Eukaryota, Metazoa, Mollusca, Cephalopoda, Octopoda, Octopodidae.